CGUAGUAAAAAGAAACGCAUAUGUCAAAAGUAAAAAAAUCCAAAACAAAGUAUCUGCUGAGUAUUUCCAAGGAUUUUGUCUUAAUUCAUUGAGUUCACUUGAAUGUUGUUACGUGGAUUUUGUAAUAAAACCUAGUGACUAUAUAAUAAACAUGGCAACAACUACUGAAAGUUUUAAUAAACUAAUGGAAUUUAGGGAAGAUGUGUGUUCAUCCUUAGAAGAAAUUGAAGAGCUUGAUAUAGCUUGUAAGUCUUUACUACACCGAUACUUGGAAGAUAUCGAUUCUGUGGAGUCAUCUUGCAUUAUCAAAAUCCAGUCAAUUAUAGAUUAUAUGUAUGAAAAAGUAAAUAUUGGUAAUUGGAAGGAAGUAAGGUUAUUCUUAAGGAAAACUAUUACUAUAGCAUCAUAUUUAAAACUGCUAGCCCACUUCAAGUGUUCCACGGAAGUAACAGAAAGUGUUGUAAAGGAGUCUUUUAAAAUUAUAGACUUUGGAAUAAUGUUUGGAUGUCCCCUUGAUGAAGAACCAAGGCUGUUGCAAAACUGUGCUGCACUGCUUAGCCCACUGCAUGCCAAACCGAUAGGCAACCUUGAUGAAAAGAUAAUGAAUAAUAAUUUUGAUAUAUCAGUCAUUGAAAAUGACAAGAAAAACACGGUACCUAUAGAAGUAUUGGACUGCCCAAGCAUGGAGCACUUUUACAAAAACUACAUCCUAAAGGAGGUACCAGUUAUCUUGGACAACUGUAUUAACCACUGGCCAGCAUUGACUAAGUGGAAAGAUCAGAAUUAUUUCAUAAAACUUGCUGGCCUGAGGACUGUGUCUAUUGAACUUGGAAGAGAUUACACUGACUCUGACUGGACUCAAAAACUCAUGACUAUUGAGGAAUUUGUCAAGAACCACAUUUACCAAUCAAAUGGACCUACAGGGUACAUGGCCCAGUACCAACUUUUUGAGCAGAUCCCUGAGCUGAAAGAUGACAUAGUUGAGCCAGAAUACUGUUGCUUCACUGAGACCAAUGAUCCUGUUGACAUCAUGGCCUGGUAUGGCCCAAAAGGCACUGUUUCGCCUUUACACCAUGACCCUAAGAGGAAUCUACUAGCUCAAGUAGUUGGAGAGAAACAAUUGUUCCUAUUCUCACCUAAGGACUCUGAGUACCUCUAUCCACAUGAACAUGAAUUACUAAACAACACAGCAAGAGUUGAUCCAAGAAACCCAGAUAUGGAAAAGCACCCAAAGUACCCAGAAGCGAAGGCAUUUUAUUGUGUACUCCGCCCUGGGCAGAUGCUGUAUAUACCCCCGAAAUGGUGGCAUUUUGUUGAGUCACUGUCAAUAAGCUUUUCUGUAAGUUUUUGGUGGGAAUGAGAGGAAAUUAAACUUGAAUCAAAACUCAAGAGUGGACAUCAAGAUAUGGAGAUCCAGGAAAAGAAAACAUCAGAAAAGGAAAUUACCUCGCAUCCUGGUCCCGGAAAUGAAAUCGAAGUCCUCUUUGCGUGUGGGGUCGAAGAAUGCCAUUUUGCCGAUCGAAGUGUCGUACGCCGCCACACGGAAAGGAAUUAUCUGUAGACGUCAAUAUCAUAUUAUCCUCCGAUUUGUAGUGUCAACUAUACUAGUCAUUAUUAUAAUUACAUCAUAAUUCAAUUA
Molecule: messenger RNA, 1639 nt
Organism: Pectinophora gossypiella (pink bollworm)
Lineage: Eukaryota; Metazoa; Arthropoda; Insecta; Lepidoptera; Gelechiidae
Gene: JMJD5
Product: bifunctional peptidase and arginyl-hydroxylase JMJD5
Exons: 2
Coding region: 152-1360 (402 amino acids)
Cellular component (GO): nucleus
Molecular function (GO): histone H3K36 demethylase activity
Source: RefSeq, a predicted model, not a curated record